CUUGUUCAUUUUGACAUUUGACAAUCAACACAGAGAGGCACGAACACGCUGUUUUCGGCUUUUAAAAAUCCACAUGUUAUUUACAAGUGCAAAAAGUUAAUAAAACGUCCCAAAUAUGUUUAGCGUGUCGCGGGAGUUUUCGCCCUGUGGGAAGUACUGUGCCUACAUAAGCCAGCAAGGGAAGUUUGUCGUGCACGAUGUGGAAACGAGCGCCGUACAUCAGGUCUACACCCCGAACAUGCACCUGAACGUGCCGUGUACCAGCUUCGCCUGGAUACAGGCCGGCGAUGGGGAGAAAAAGUCGAAGAAAAAGAAAGCACGGUCCAGUCUGGUGGAAAAUGGAACCAACGCCCAGCUGCUGGUCGCAUUCGGCACGAGCAAGGGUGGUGUGGCGCUGUACAACCUCGCCACCGCCGCCAUCGAGCAUGCCUUCAAAGGAGACGGUCAUACCGCGCCCAUCACCGCCAUUUACUUCAACGCCAGUCACAAUCCGGACGCGCUCUACACGGCCGGCGCCGAUGGGAACGUGAUCGAGUGGAGCAUUAGCCAGUGCAGCCAGCGGCGAGUGCACCGGAUCGGGGUGGAGAAGUUGACCUGCGUGCUGGCACACGCCGGCACGGUGCUAACCGGUGCGAAACAGCUCAAGCUGUGGAACGUCGCAAACGAUACACUGGAACGCACCCUGAUCGGGCACACUUCCAACACACAGCUGCUGCAGCUGGUCGCACUGGACGAGGACAACGUGUACGUGCUGUCAGGAUCGGUAAACGAUCGCAACCUAUCACUUUGGAUGCUGAGUGAUGAUGAAAGCACCUCCCCCGUGGCAACCUUUGCGCUGGACGAUGUGCCAGAGUACGUGUCGCCGAAGGUGGUGCAGCGAAAGCUGCAUCUGAUUGCCGUCUCGCGGACAGGCGUUGCACAUUACUUCGUGCGGGAUAUGGGUAAGCUGAGCGUGAAGAAGCCUUACAGAGCGUCCCACACGUUUGAGAUAGCGGUCGACACGGUCAGCACGAAGAAGCAAGCGGUUGAUCGGUUGCCCGUGUUUGUCGCUACCGUACAGUACUCGCCACAGCAGGAAAACAUACUGCUCGGGUACGGUACGGAGCUGAGCGUACGCUUCGAACAGGUUCCGAUCGAGGAAGACGUCAAGAUGAACGUUAUUAUUCGCGAGCCGUUGAAGGUGCUGGAAAGCAAAACGAAAGCGGGCGAGCUCAAGUCAAAGACACCGAUCAUCGACAGCGACAAUGUGGAAUACAUGAAUCCGGUCAACUCGAACAGAAAGACCGUCAAGGAGGUGGAAAUUCCCAUGGAAGUUCGUUUGGAAAACCUUUCGACACCCAAGACAAGCUCCAAAAACAUGAUCCAUCUGCUGGUGCAAGGACUGCACAGCCGGGAUGCGACACUGUUGAAGAAUGUGUUCGCCGUAGACGAUUCGGAAAUGGUGCAGCAAACGCUGGGCCGAUUGCCACCGCAGUAUGUGAGCGCGCUGCUAAACGAACUGUCGCACAUGAUGCAGAUGAAAACGAUGCACGUUAAAACAGCCGUUUGCUGGUUGAAACAUCUGAUCAACAUACACGCAAGCCAGCUGAUGGCACUGGGGUCAUCGAAUCUGCUUGCCAACUUCAGCACCUGCCUCGGAAUCAUCGAGUAUCGCGUGGAACACUUGAAUUCACUGUCCAGAUUGCGCGGUCGACUGGGGCUGCUAAUCGAUCAGAUCGAUCGAAGCAAAAAUCAGGCCGCCAAUCUGGACGAUAAAUCGAACAUGAACGUGCUGGUGUACCAGGAGGGCGACGAUUCGGACGUGGACUCCAUGCUGGAGAAGGACGAUACCGAUCUGCCCGGUUCGUCGAACGAGGAAAUGUACGACGACGAGGAGGACGAGGAGGUUGAGACGGGAGGGUAUGCGAAUGGGACCGAUGUCCGGCGAAAUGGAUAUUCCGCAAAGGAUAGUGACAGAGAGUCGAUGGAAGUGUCCGAUUGAGUUUGGCGUGGUGUCCAUAAUUCGAAAAGUCCAGCAUCAUCGGCAGCAUUGCUUGUACAAUAAAUGUUCAUUGUAUGCUGUAUCUGCAAUCGA
This is a messenger RNA of Anopheles stephensi (Asian malaria mosquito), 2074 nucleotides long. RefSeq names its product WD repeat-containing protein 43. Gene Ontology annotation, cellular component: nucleolus. Bases 116 to 1981 code for a protein of 621 amino acids. NCBI's taxonomy places the organism in Eukaryota, Metazoa, Arthropoda, Insecta, Diptera, Culicidae. Gene Ontology annotation, biological process: maturation of SSU-rRNA from tricistronic rRNA transcript (SSU-rRNA, 5.8S rRNA, LSU-rRNA). The record is from RefSeq and is a predicted model, not a curated record. The transcript has 4 exons. Gene Ontology annotation, molecular function: protein binding.